GCGAUUAAUCCUCUUGGCGCUAAAUCGCGCCAUUCAUCGACGCAUCCAGCGUUGACCAGCUCAAACGUCUCACUGCACUGCCGUUCCGUACUGCGAACUGCGAAAACGCCGGUCCGCCCGUCCAGAGACGGCACAGACUCGCAGAGCCCAAAAGCGCAUUUGAAAUCACGCGGACGCGAGGCGCAGCAAUCAAGUAGCGGUCGCGGUGUGAAGCGCAACAGCACAAACACAACGCUCACACAAAAAAACAGCAACCACAACGCUCUCACAAAAAAACAUGGACAAAUUCGUCCCGAAACGCAAGGCCGGCGACCCGCCCGCUCCAGCGAAGAAACGGCCGGCGCGGCGCGGCGUGGCCGCGAAGAAGCUGCCGACCGACCCCGUCGCGGUCGCGAAGCAGGCGGUCGCGCGCACGGACCGCCUGGUACUCGAAGAAGCCAUCGUCGCGCUCGUCAGCGACGGCGCGGUGAGCGUCGAGCGCCUGGCCGAGCUGGGCAUCGCGCCGGCGGCCGUGAAAACGCUGAAGGAGAAGGUCACCGCGACGGCGCAGCUGCGGUCGACGGGCACGAUGGGGUCGUGGGAGCGGCUCGACCAGGAACUCAUCGUGGCCAUCAUCGAGCACGCGUCGUCGCUGGAAAAGUUCCAGCUCUCAGAGACGUGCAAGGGCCUCUGCGCGCUGCGCCGCGAGCCGCGGUGCUGGACGUCGCUCGACGUCGGCAAGCUCGACGGCCUCACGGCGUCGGGCCUGCGGCGCCUGCCGUCGUCGAUCCCGACGACGCGCAUCGAGUGCCUGCGCCUCGACGAGGGGCGGGGCAGCAGCUUCGGGGCGGCGGACUGGGUCGCCUUCCUGAAGCAGCUCGAGUGCAAGGACACGCUGAAGCGCCUGAACCUGGCCACGAAGAAGUUUGGCGCCGGGGCCAAGGCGCUCAAGGCCGUCGAGCCGCUCGUGGGCGGCGUCGAGGCGCUGCGGGUCGUGGGCAUCAAGAACCCGCAGGGCGUCAUGGACAUCGUCAAGAAGGCGCCGCGGCUCGUGGACCUCGAGGUCAUCAGUUCCGACGACGUGGGCUGGGAGUUCUUCCUGACGCGCCUGGCGCAGGUCGCGGCGGGCCAGCGCGGCGCCGGCGCCAAGAGCCUCCUCAAGCGCUUCGCGGCCAGCGGCUGGUGCUUCCGGAUCGUCACGGCGUUCCCCUUCGUCGCCUCGACGCUCCGGGGCCUCUUCCCCGAGUUGCAGAGCCUCGAGUUCAAGGGCCUGUCGUGCAACUGCGUGCCGAUCCCCGCGCCCGCCGGCGGCGCCGCGUCCCGGCUCCGCGUCCUCAAGCUCAAGCAGGUCGAGUUCGUGCCGGGCGCGCGGCAGGUGUCGGGCAGCAGCUACUGGGGCCCGCAGACCGAGGCCAUGUCGUCCGAGGCGGUCGCGACCUACGUGUCCAACUGCGAGGCCGCCUUCCCCGCGCUCGAGGUCUGGUGGACGUCCCGCGAGUGCGAGUCGAUCUCGACGAAGGAGCGCCGGGCCGGGGCGCAAUUCCAGCCGCCGCCGGUCCUGGACUCGCGGUCGCUCGCGGUGCGCUUCCCGCACCUGCGCGAGUUCACGCUCGUGAACGUCGACGUCGACAAGCACUCGUUCGUCAACUGGGACGCGCCGAGCCUCGAGAAGGUGCACCUGGACCCCGUCGGCACCGACACCUACCCCGCCUCGACCUUCGCCCAGCGCUUCCCGUCGGAAGUUUCGCGCAAGCCCAUCGUCCAGCCGCUGCUCGACGGGGCCGAGGGCGACGUCGCGGUGGGCUGGUCGAAGAUCAACAAAUACCGCGACUAGUAGGCCGUGGCAAGCGCUUCGACGAGUAGUGUUGUAAGACUCGAACCGAA
Molecule: messenger RNA, 1863 nt
Organism: Pelagomonas calceolata
Lineage: Eukaryota; Pelagophyceae; Pelagomonadales; Pelagomonadaceae
Source: the annotation of a GenBank genome assembly